Messenger RNA from Drosophila suzukii, 1349 nucleotides. RefSeq lists its product as uncharacterized. NCBI's taxonomy places the organism in Eukaryota, Metazoa, Arthropoda, Insecta, Diptera, Drosophilidae. The record is from RefSeq and is a predicted model, not a curated record.
CUUCAGUUUGUAUUCGACUUUCACAUUGUAAAGACAUAGUAUCGUUAGAGUAAAAAUUAAAUUUUCGGUUUUCAACAAUUUUGGAGCCUUAUUUUACCAGGCGUUUUUCUACUUCACACAACUAACAUGAACUAUUCGGAAACUAUGGAUGAUAAAAGAACCCUAAGGGAGAUAAUGGAAGAAUCCUUGACCCCAGAAAAUAGGCAUGUUACUCGCACAAGGACGGUGGUAAAGAGUGCUAAGCUUCAAAGGAUGACCACCAGACCAAGCCCAGGGGCUUCCAGGUACAAGCAAAGCAUUGCCCAUCUGAAGGCAAGCUCUCUUUCAAAGAAGAGGUGUUUACAGUACAAGGGAAAAUAUGAACCGAAGCAAGCCGAAGACCAGUGGGCCAAUACCCCGUGGUUCCAGGGGGCCCAAUCCCAGGAAGCGGUUCCCCCAACCGAAGAUGCGAAAACCCUCCAGUGGGCUUUUAACCAACCCGCGGUACCCCAAACGCAGCACUCGUGGUUCCAAGGGGCCCAAACUCAAGGCGCAGCUCCCCAACACUCGUUAUUCCAUGUGGCCCAUAAUCAACCCCGAACCGAAGACUCAUCGUUCCAAGAGGCCCCUUGCCAACCCGCGGUACCCCAAACGCAACAGUCGUGGUUCCAGGGGGCCCAAACUCAAGGCGCAGCUCCCCAACACUCGUUAUUCCAUGUGGCCCAUAAUCAACCCCGAACCGAAGACUCAUCGUUCCAAGAGGCCCCUUGCCAACCCGCGGUACCCCAAACGCAACAGUCGUGGUUCCAGGGGGCCCAAUCCCAGGAAGCGGUUCCCCCAACCGAAGAUGCGAAGACCUUCCAGUGGGCUUUUAACCAACCCGCGGUACCCCAAAUGCAACACUCGUGGUUCCAAGGAGUCCAAACCCAAGCCGCGGUACCUCCAACCCAAGACUCGGUACCGCAACGCCAACAUUCGUGGUUCCAGGGGGCCCAUAAUCAACCCGAGGCUCCCCGAACCGUAGACUCGUGGUUCCAAAAGGACCAAACCCAAGAGGCUGUACCCCAAGCGCAAGUCCCGUGGUUCCAAGGGGCCCAUUCCCAAGGUGCGGCUCCUACACCCCAAAACUCGUUCCAAGUGGCCCAUAUUCAACCUGCGGGGCCCCGAUCUCUGCACUCUUGGUACCAAGGGUUCCCCGAACCCUAGACGAGUAGCUCCAAGGGGCCCAGUACUAACCAGAGGUUCCCGAAGCCCAAGAUGCGUGCUUCCAUGGAUGCCAUAACCAACCUAUCAAGUGAUCCAAUCCCAUUCCAAAGGGUCGUGAGAGCACUAAUGUUAUAAAUUAACUAAUGUAUAUAGUAGUAUUAUGG